CGAGCGGAAAGUGCGGUGUUGGAGGUACUUGAAAGUUCAUUUUUGGUGGGAGCCUUGAAGGAAUUACAAGAGAUGGAUGUCACAUCGAUUGAGACUGCAAAAUCUUUGCAUCCUAAAACGUACGAUGGUCACAUUCAGUAUGGGACUGCUGGUUUUAGAACGAGAUCAGAAAUAUUGGAUCAUGUCAUGUUCAGAAUGGGACUGUUGGCCGUAUUGAGAUCGAAAAGCAAACGAGCCGCGAUUGGUCUCAUGAUAACGGCCAGCCACAAUGAGGAGCCUGACAACGGAGUGAAACUUGUAGAUCCAGCAGGUGAAAUGUUAGAGGCGUCAUGGGAGAAACUAGCAACUGAGUUGGCUAACGUCGAAGAUGCUAAACUUGUAUCAACCUUGCAAAACAUUGUCAGUACUCAAAACAUUGAUAUCAAUGCUCCUGCAAAUGUCGUAGUUGGUAGAGACACUAGACAGAGUAGCCCUCGAUUGGCGACUGCUGCGGUCGAUGGAAUAAAAGCACUGCAAGGCAUGGUGAAUGACUUUGCCGUUAUAACUACUCCACAAUUGCAUUAUCUUGUAGUUUGUCUCAAUACCAACGAGAGCUAUGGAAUCGCAACGCUGCAUGGCUACUACCAGAAACUUAGCAAUGCUUUCAAAGAGAUACGAGGAAGUUCGCCAAGUUAUAAAAAUUACACUCCAAACCUUGUUUUGGAUGGCGCAAACGGUGUUGGCGCCAUUGCAGUGAGGGAAUUUCAGAAGUACUUAGGUGAUUCUAUUCAAAUUGAACUUUACAACGAUGGAAGUGGAAAGCUGAAUUAUAUGUGCGGAGCUGAUUUUGUUAAAGUACAACAAACCCAGCCAAUGAAUGUACCACAACAACAAAAUGUGAGGUGUGCUAGUAUCGAUGGCGAUGCAGAUAGAGUUGUGUAUUACUACACUGAUGGGCAAAACAAAUUCCAUUUGUUGGAUGGUGAUAGAAUAGCCACGCUAAUAGCGAGUUAUUUUAAAGAAUUGCUUCAAGAAUCUGGACUUGAUUUACAACUUGGCUUAGUGCAAACUGCAUAUGCUAAUGGAGGCUCAACGGAUUAUAUAUCCAAAGUUUUGAAAAUCCCUGUGGCUUGCGUCCCAACAGGUGUCAAGCAUUUGCAUCAUAAAGCUCUUGAUUUUGAUAUUGGAGUUUACUUCGAGGCGAAUGGUCACGGAACUGUCACUUUUAAGGAGAGUGCGUUGGGAACGAUUCGCAGUGCUAUUGCAAAUUUGAGAUUGUCAGAAACUGCAAGAAGUGCUGCUUCCAAACUACUUAACGCUAUUGAAGUGAUAAAUCAAACUGUGGGUGAUGCGCUCAGUGAUGUGCUUAUUGUAGAAACCAUUCUACAUUCGAAGGGAUGGAGUUUGGCAGACUGGGAAAAAAGCUACACAGAUCUUCCAAACAAGCAGUUAAAAGUAAAAGUUCGCGAUCGAAACGUUAUCAGUACAGUAGACGCUGAACGAAAAUGUGUAACUCCUGCUGGUCUACAGGAGAGAAUUGAUACAUUAGUUGCAACAUAUCCCAGGGGUCGUUCUUUUGUAAGGCCAUCUGGCACAGAGGACCUUGUCAGAGUUUACGCAGAAGGUCAGAGUGUUUCUGAGGUACAAAAAUUGGCUGCUGAGGUUUCACUAGCUGUCUAUGAAUUAGCUGGAGGUAUUGGUCCUAUACCAAUUGUUCCAAAUUAAAAGAAAUCUUGAAGUAUUCUAUCCUGAUAACAAAGAUACCUAUGUGAGUUAAUAUAUUUUUGUUACAAAGAAUAAAGACUUGUUGAGUGAUGUGUGAACAAAUAUUACCUAUACCUAGUGAUACGGUGAUGGUAUUGAUUCAAAAUAAAGUAACAAUUACAUAUGUUAUUCAAUAAAU
Messenger RNA from Neodiprion virginianus, 1882 nucleotides. RefSeq names its product phosphoacetylglucosamine mutase (gene nst). The record is from RefSeq and is a predicted model, not a curated record. The transcript is spliced from 8 exons. Gene Ontology annotation, biological process: carbohydrate metabolic process; UDP-N-acetylglucosamine biosynthetic process. Gene Ontology annotation, molecular function: phosphoacetylglucosamine mutase activity. Lineage: Eukaryota; Metazoa; Arthropoda; Insecta; Hymenoptera; Diprionidae. The coding region runs from base 73 to 1704 and encodes 543 amino acids.